Molecule: messenger RNA, 3650 nt
Organism: Zingiber officinale
Lineage: Eukaryota; Viridiplantae; Streptophyta; Magnoliopsida; Zingiberales; Zingiberaceae
Product: polyadenylation and cleavage factor homolog 4-like
Exons: 7
Coding region: 173-3043 (956 amino acids)
Biological process (GO): termination of RNA polymerase II transcription
Cellular component (GO): mRNA cleavage factor complex; cytoplasm
Molecular function (GO): mRNA binding; RNA polymerase II complex binding
Source: RefSeq, a predicted model, not a curated record
AUCCGAUACAAACCCUAACCGGAGGAUUGCGCCGGAGGAUUAAUCCGUCCGUUUCUUGUUUCCCCUUUGCUUUUUCCUUUUUCCCACGGCGUUUCUCGAUCCAAGCCCUAGCCUUAGAAAUUCCGCCUAGGGGCGGAGAGAAACGGCAGCGGGAGGGCCUCCGACGUUCGUCAUGGAGGACGAGAGGUUCCGCGAUCUUAGAGCCGUGGGGGACCGCCCUCCUCGGCCUUCUGCGUCGGCGCCCCAGAUCAUGGAGCGCUUCCAUGCCAUGCUCCGGGAGAGGCAGGAAGACCUGGUGGAGGUCACUGAAGAGGACUCGCCCUCGCAUCCCUCCGCAGAUGAUGCGGUGCGAUGCUACGAGGAUGUCCUGUCAGAACUCACCUUCAACUCGAAGCCCAUCAUCACGGAACUGACGGUGAUUGCCGGGCACAAAAUUCAGUUUGCCAAGGAGAUCGCCGACGUCAUUUGCGCUAGAGUUCUUGUGGUACCAGCGGAGCAAAAAUUACCUUCCUUGUACCUUAUUGAUAGUAUUGUGAAGAAUAUAGGUCGUGAUUACGUGAAAAUUUUUGCUACACGGCUUCCUAAGGUGUUUUGUGUUGCAUACAAGCAAGUUGAUCCUAGUCAGCAUCCUUCUAUGCGGCACCUGUUUGGGACCUGGUCACAAGUCUUCCCAUCUUCUGUACUUCAGAAAAUAGAGGAUGAGCUCCAGUUGUCUCCAUCCGACAGUCGAAGAACAUCAACAAUAAUAAGCAACAAGCCGUCAAAAUCCCUGUCACCUCGUCCCUCUCAUGGUAUUCAUGUAAAUCCAAAGUACUUGGAAGCACGACGACAACAAUCUGCUGGUGUACAACAAACAAGACUUCCUACUGGUAUACAAGUUUAUGGACAGAAACCCAUUGCACGUUCCAGUGAAUAUGAUUUUGAUCAACCUGAAAUGCCACUCCAGCACCUUGACAAAGAAGGGGAAACAAUUGCCCUUUUGAAGAAAAAAGCAACUAUUUCACCAUCUCCUCCAAGAGUUGGUCUGAAAAGGUCCAUAUCACCACCUGAUCUGAGAUCCCACAAUGGUACCUCCAAGGUGAUCAGUGGUAGGGCUUCGUCAUCCCAUUCUGGUGGGUAUGCACCAGGAGUCAAUGAUGCUAGUCGUUGGCUGGAUGGAAGUAGGCUACCGAAUGAAGAUCCUCGGCUUUACAAGUUAAAUAAUGGCUAUGUUAAACAGAAUCCUAGAGACUUGAUUGAUGCAUAUGGAAAUCCUAGAGGAAAAAUUUCUGUUCUUGAGAAGGCUUCAAAGGUUCAGCGUCUUGAUGUGAAUGGCAUAGCAAGUGAAGCAGCCACCAGAAAUUGGAAGAACACAGAUGAAGAGGAGUACGUUUGGGAGGACAUGAGUCCAACUUUAUCUGAUCGGAGGAGUAGCUUACCAAUGUUUGAACCUACUCCUGGAAGCUUUAGCAUGAGAACAGGGUUUUCAAGAUCUAAUCCUGCUAAAGCUUUAGCAUCGGAUUUUGCAAGGCGUACUUGGCCUGGUCAUGCCCAGCUGCCUCAGGCUGAUGAUCCCUCCUGUAAUGUUGAAGAUAGGAUUGCCCCCAUUGGAUCCCAACCUGGAUUAAUGAAAUCCUGGGAUGGUACAGUAAGUCAGAAGGACAUGCUGCCUCAUUAUCAGGAUUCUAACCGUAUUCAUGAUGGUGGGAAAUUGAGUUACAUUUUGCCACCGCUCACACAGCAGAACUUGAGCCCAAGAUCAUAUAACAAGGCUGCUGGAAUCCUUCCUCUUGCAACAAGGGGAAUGGCACCAGUGAGUGGUCAGAGACAUCUUAUUCCAAAUGACACUUUGCCUGAUAUCGAACUUCCAAUCCUGAGAUCAUCAGAUGUUCAACGGCCAUACUCACCUGCUUCAGCAGUCUUGCCUUCUGGUCAUAUAUCACAAUCACUUUCUUUGCUUCCUAUUUUGCAAAGUCAAACUUCAACCAGAAAUUCACUUGAUGUUCCAGAACCUAAUAGGCCAACACUGAUUCAAGGAUCCCAUUCAUUUGUGCCCCAACAACAAUAUGACCUAGCCACUGCUAAGGACUCAGAUCCAUUUAGGUUGCUUACUUUGCGUUACCAACCUCAUGGCGUGCCCUAUCCAAGUCAGCAAAGUAACGAAAAGGGUAUUCCUAUCCCCCUACAGUCUCAGGGGACCUACCUAAAUGUUCUUCCACCUGGGCAAGCCAAUGUUUCUUCUUACUCAGCUGGCCAGCCCUUGAAGUUGCUACCAGCACUAGGACAUGGGAUUCCUGAGGCUUCUGCUUUUCCAUCUUCUAAAGCAUAUAGUACAGCUGAUGCAUCUUUAGAUGCAAGGGGUGACCUACCACCUCUGCCUGCUGGACCACCUCCUGCUUCAUCUCAAAUGGGACCUACAUCUCAAAAUAUAAGUUCCUUGAUAUCAAGCUCUCCUGCUAGUUCAUUUUCAGGCCUUAUCAACAGUCUCAUGGCACAGGGGUUAAUAUCAUUGAAUUCAAAUUCUCAAUCUCAGGAUUCUUUGGGGGUUGAGUUUAAUCUGGAACUUAUGAAGGUGAGGCAUGAGUCUGCAAUCAAUUCCUUGUAUGGUGAUCUUCCAAGACAAUGCACAACUUGUGGCUUGCGUUUCAAGUGCCAAGAGGACCAUAGUAGCCACAUGGAUUGGCAUGUAACUAAAAAUCGGAUAUCAAGGAACCGUAAACAAAAGCCCUCUCGCAAAUGGUUUGUGAGUGCAAAAGAAUGGCUAAGUGGUGCAGAAAUACUGGGAAAUGAUGUUGUUCCUGGGUUUCUUCCCACCGAGUCAGUUGCAGAGCAGAAGGAAGACAAAGAGAUGGCAGUUCCUGCAGAUGAAGAUCAGAAUGUUUGUGCAUUAUGUGGGGAGCCUUUUGAGGAUUUCUACAGUGAUGAGACAGAGGAAUGGAUGUAUAAAGGGGCUAUGUAUUUGAAUACCCCAGAUGGAUAUACUGAAGGAUUAGAUAGGUCUCAACUGGGUCCUAUUGUCCAUGCUAAGUGCAGAUCUGAGUCCAAUGAAUCUGGACAAUCAUAAAGGGAAAACAACCUCUGUUACCAGCUCACAAGAUUGCAGCAGGAUAAUAUUUCGUUCUCUGCAAAAUCAGUCAGAGAACCAGGUUGACAUGGCACUGAAAACUUCAUUCUUUUUCCUCCCAAUGAUCAAGCCUGCCUACCAUGCUGUACAUGUAAAGUUAAACUCGUGUAACUUCUAGCCAUGUCUAAGAUGCAUCCUCUUCAUCUUUCUGAGCUUUUAGAAUUAGUAUUUAUGGAUGUUGAUCUCUAUUGGUAGGCAGCGCAAUGAGUGACAUGUUUAUUUCCAAGUUGAUUAUCUGCAUCGCUGGAUGCUAUCUCAGUUUCCUUUUCUACUAUCCACCUUUGCAGCGAGGUUAUGCAAUUUUUUUGUUCAGAGAGAGGAAAAACAAUUUUGGAGAGCCAGCCAGUAGCUUUGCAAGCCUUUGUUUCGAGCGAUGUUGAUAUUCAAAGGUGUUUAUGAUGUAUUAGCAUGAUGCAUGAUUGAUGCAGCGACGAAACUGCGCUUGUACCAUAUUAUAAUUCCAUCGUUUAUUUUUUAUUCUAGUGUACUCCGAUCUUAUGAAUUCAAUGUGGCACUGCUGCUAAAUUUAUUCAUUUGAAGUUCGUCA